Limanda limanda (common dab) is the source of this 2654-nucleotide messenger RNA. Its product is annotated as LIM domain only protein 7-like. The transcript has a single exon. The record is from RefSeq and is a predicted model, not a curated record. Bases 839 to 1675 code for a protein of 278 amino acids. Lineage: Eukaryota; Metazoa; Chordata; Actinopteri; Pleuronectiformes; Pleuronectidae. Gene Ontology annotation, biological process: regulation of cell adhesion; regulation of signaling.
ACAGCUCAUACUGCACAUUCACACCUAGGCUUUAACUUCACAAUAGUAAUUUAUUUUCUGCUUCUUGCAUUACCUUUUUCCAACUUGACACACUUAAUUCUGCCAUCCUUACUUGCAUGCCAGGUUCACCUGUACACUGUCCGAUUGGAAAUGUGGUCUGCUCAAUCAAUUCUUCUUUUUCUUUCUCCUUCCCUCUCUUCCUAUUGCCUCCUCUCUUUCCCUCUCUUCCUAUUGCCUCCUCUCUUUCCCUCUCUUCCUAUUGCCUCCUCUCUUUCCCUCUCUUCCUGUUGCCUACCUCUGUCCCCUUCUCCUUCGUCAACCCUGCUGUAGCCCUAAGAAGUCGACUUCUUCGUCAGACGACUCGGACUGUGACACCAGUCCUCGGCUCUUCUCCGCCCCCCCUCCCUGCGGCCCCUCUCCCUCUCACUCCCACACACACAAGGCCUCGGCUCACACCGCCCUCGUUGUGGGGAAAAGGUCGAUACAGCUGCGCGAUUGUGACAAUGAAGGAAUGUUUUAGCGCAUUCAGAUUUAAUUGGAGUAAUAUAAUCGGCUGCAUUUCUGAUGAGCUGCUUCCUAAUAUACUAAUGAUAUAAUACACAGAAGAGCUAUUGCAGUUUCCCUAACAUGCAUCAAUAAAUAGAUGGCCUCUUUGCAGUAUCAUAUCUUAAUUACUGCCUAUUCUAGAGAAGAUUUAAAGCAAUUAUAUUCAGAUUCCUAUUCCAUAGCAGUGUGAUUGUAAAAUCCUGAUUUGGUCGAUAUCUUUUGCAUCAAAUACCACCGCUUUUGCUGCUUAUUGUAUCUUUUCCUCCUUUUCUUGCUCUUUCAUCCAGUUCACAUGCAUGCACUCAUCACCUCUCUGUCCUUUUUCUCCUCCUGCCCACCCUGCAGUCCUCACAUCCCACCACACACUCCCCCACAGCUCCCCGAGACACAGCCCCCUCUGUUACAGCCUCCCCCUCUGGUGUUCCCCCCAGUGGACCCCACCUCAGGUCCCAGGCUGGUCAAAUGCGCAAAGUGGCCUCUCCUGGGGCGCCACGACCCCCGGGAGCCGCCAGACCCUUUUGAUUAUGAGGGCAUGUGCCCCGACCUGGAGAACGACGACAUGUUUGCCAGGCGGACCUUGGCCUUCCAGUCCAACACGGACCUGGCCAUGAUAAAGUCUCAGCUGCCCCACAAACGCCGUCUCUACACAUCUGAGCCGCAACUCAAUAUCAUCACCCAGCAACACGGCCGCGGCGGCACAGAGGAGAGCGACUUCCCUGACAUCGAGCAGGACGAUGUGGUGUAUCGUAAGGAGAAAACCCAGCAGACUCAGAGACCACUCUCGGGAGCCCCUGACAACUACGCCCCCAUGUCCAUCCCGGAGCCGUGGGCUCUGCCUCCCAACCUCAAGGCCAGACUCCUCUGCCCGCCGUGCCCUCUGACCCAGAAGGCGGCAACAGAUAAAGAGGAUCAGGUUGAGAUGGAGCCACGUCCUAAAACGGAUGACAUGCUGAUUCGUAAACUCGGAGCUUGUAUUGAUCAGAGCCAAUCAGCCAAUCAGAUGACUCCCUCAGUGCCUUCCUCCUGUAGCGAAGGUGACCUGCAGAGGUGGCAGGCCAUCAGGGAGGCCAGCCGGCUGAGAUAUAAGAAGAGGCUCAUGGUGGAGAGGCUAGCUGCUCUGAAGCUGUAGAAACAUGUCGAUGCAACUGUAGCUUCUCUUUACUUUGUAGGUGUUGUCUUCCAUUUUUUUCCUUUUCAGUCUUUAGAUCUCCUGUCUGAUGCUGAGUGGGUCUGGACAGCAUGUUUUUAAGGCCUUCGCUGUUAGAGAUGAGAGUUGUACCAGAUUAAACUCUUUUAUCUGAAAACUACUAUGCAAUGUUUGCAUUCACUGGAUCCGUUUUGUGUGUUUCAACAGAAAAUGGAGGUAGACUGAAGUAGUAACCCUGAAAUACUACAUGGUUUUCAUGCAGAGUGAAUAUAUGAUAUAUUGUAAGUGCAAGUUUUGGAUGUCCAGGUUUCACUUUAAACCCACAACUGUUGUGUAUUUUGAAGUGUGAUUUAUGAGCAAAACAGCAUCAACCCAUUCAAGUUGUUUGAUUAAUGAUGAGUUUUUAUAAAGAGACUCAAAUUCGACAUUUUAUUUUUUGGUUUGCUUUUCCCAUCGGACCGAGUUUGCCUGUGAUUGAAAACAAUAAAGAAGAGAAGACAAUUGAUGAAGUUGUGAUGCGUUGCAUUGAACUGGCCGUUCGUUGAACUCUCAUAACUUCCUCAGAAACGUGGCUCUGAGUUGUUUUCCUCCACACAGGGAACUUCACACUGACAUGUAAGGCUGAAAGUUCAGUAGCAUGAGCGUGUGGAGGAGCCUCGGGUCAUAUCCAGACAUAACCUCCCGAAGACUCUGACUUUAAGCGGCGCAGUUAAACGUAGCCUUGUCCUUGGAGUCGACACAAAAACCUAUAGAAAUUCCCCACGGCUUUGAACGAAGGUGCAACUUGCGGACUCCAUAGUAACCCGGACACAAAUCUGCGCUGCACUGUUUGCACACGCACAGACACACACAAGCAUUCACAAAGCAACCAUUUAACCCCAGUCCAGCCCAUCUGGAUUUACUUCACAUCCAUGUGUAAAAAACCACAGUUCCAGUGACAUCAUGUUGAAGUCUCCAGAAA